Staurois parvus is the source of this 340-nucleotide messenger RNA. NCBI's taxonomy places the organism in Eukaryota, Metazoa, Chordata, Amphibia, Anura, Ranidae. The record is from the annotation of a GenBank genome assembly.
UCAUGCUGCUGCCAGGUCCAGAGUGUCUCAUGGGUCCCUGUACGGCCUCCCAUUGCUGCUGUCUCCAUCGCCACACUCUGCCAUGUGCCACUUUCAGGUCUCCUCACACACUGCUGGGUUCCAUUUUGUCAUAGGGUGCUGGCAGAUUACGGGCCUCCCAUUGCUGCUGCCAGGCCUUAAUCUGCCAUGGGCCCCUGUACCGCCUCCUCAUGCUGCUGCCAGGUCCACAGUGUCUCAUGGGUCCCUGUACCGCCUCCCAUUGCUGCUGUCUCCAUCGCCACACUCUGCCAUGUGCCACUUUCAGGUCUCCUCACACUGCUGGUGCGUUUCCAUUUUGUCA